AUGGAUGUUAAGAGGGAUCCCGCGGUGGUUGUCGCAGCUGUUCAGGCCUUGGCACUUGACUGUUCUCGACUGCUCGAAUCACUUCAAGAAAUAAACCGGGGUGACAAAGAACCAUUGUACAAAUGCCAAAAUAUGUGUAAACAAUGUUUAUCAGAAAAGGCAACAUCAUCUGUUGAAACCAAAUUGCAACAGUAUGCUCAGGCUAUGCUUGAUUUCACUUUCUACACAGAGAGUAUCUUAACUGAUGAAGAAUUUCCACAAGAGAGGUGUCAGAGUCAAGUUGAAAAGCUACUGAAGCAAUUGGAAAUUCCACUGGAAUUAGCUCAGAAAGUUUUGCCACAAAAACAAAUUGCUGACAUUCUUGGAGUUGAGAUCUAUGAAUGUGUUCGGUGGCGUCAAGGAGCAUUGCUUUACAUGCUCUGUAGCAUCAUCAAUGAAGAUGACAAUCGCCGUGAAAGGAAUAAGGAUUGCUUUUUACAGAAUAUCUUGAAAGGUGUUGAGUAUCUGACUGGCAUGUUAAGUAUCCAAAGAAGCAAAAAUGCCAAUUUUAGUUGUAAUGAUGAACAAACAUACAACUUAGUAAAAGAAGGUAUUUACUCUGACACUCAUGUGCUUAAUUUGAUGUAUACAGGGGAAAUGUGUUACUGGUACUUACAGAACAUGAAUCAAAAUGCAGAAAGCAACAGUAAAGAUUCAGUAAGCCUGGCUAUGAAAGGGAAAGCGGCUUUACAGACUUACCUUCGACUAACAGAAGGUCCUUUGAAGAGUUGUGGUUGGUCAUCAGACAGAGCAAUACAGUUACUAAAUACUCCUUAUUUCUCUUGA
Molecule: messenger RNA, 825 nt
Organism: Acanthosepion pharaonis
Lineage: Eukaryota; Metazoa; Mollusca; Cephalopoda; Sepiida; Sepiidae
Source: the annotation of a GenBank genome assembly